AUGGCGGAAGACAAAAUUACAUUUCAAGUUAAUUUUAAAGGUACAAUAAUCCAAAUAGAGAAUUGGACAACCAAUUCUACAAUUCGCGAACUUAAGGAACACCUUACGGUGGAAACAAAAGUGCCUGUAGAAUUUCAGAAAUUAAUAUAUAAAGGCCUUCUUAAGGAUGAUGAAACCCUGCAACAAAGUAAGUUUAAAUGUGGAAUCAAAGUAAUGCUAAUAGGAAGUUCGCAACAGGAAGUUCAAUCGAUAAAAGUAGCAGACGAGAAAUUAAUAAACCAGCCAACAAAAUCGAAAUAUUCAGUAAAUCCCUAUAAAAAUGUAAAACGGACAGAGGAUCUAUCAUCCAAUACAUACACAUUCCAUCAAAUUGAAGUCAUAGAACACUUUCCUAAUCCAGAAAAGGCACGGGCACUACUCGAAAGAUUACGUGAUGAUCGAGGUAUUCGUGCUAUUAUGUUACAUUAUAAAUGGAGCGUCGGAACACUACGAGAAUUAUCACCAGCUGAGAGAACAAUAUUAGGUUUAAACCGUAAUGCCGGACAAGAGAUUUCUCUGAGAUUAAGAACAGAUGAUAUGGAGGGAUUCAGGAAUUAUACUGAAGUUCGAAAAGUUUUGUUACAUGAGCUUACGCACAACGUAUGGGGAAAACACGACGAUAACUUCCAUCGCCUUAAUAGACAGUUGAACAAAGAUGUUUUAUCUAUGGAUUGGACUGCUUCGGGAGGACAUAAAUUAUCAAAUUCAGAUUUUUAUAAUCCCCUUGAAGGUGAUGUUAAUUCGAACGUAUACGAGGGUGGAAUUUUCAAACUAGGUGGGGAUUCAACACGAACUAGUAGUUUACCUAGGCGGGAGCUUUUGGCAGAGGCGGCAUUGAUUCGGUUAACAAAGGAAGAGCAAGAAUUGAACGAAGGAUGCGGUUCUGAGAAUUAUUCAGGAAAAGAUUCAUAA
Acaulospora morrowiae is the source of this 951-nucleotide messenger RNA. The record is from the annotation of a GenBank genome assembly. NCBI's taxonomy places the organism in Eukaryota, Fungi, Glomeromycota, Glomeromycetes, Diversisporales, Acaulosporaceae.